ACUCUUCAUAUAUAAAUACAUAAGUAAAAACAUCACCUAAGUUUAUUGCAUAAUCGUAUUGCUUCAGGCACAAAAGUAAAUUUGUAGAGGUCUGAGGGGGUUAAAGGUAAUACAAUCUCAUAACUUAAAUGUAUUCAAGUCAUGGACAUUUUUUAGUAGUAAAUAUAAAUAUUUUCUUCGUAUGCUCAAAAAAAUCUUACAUUUUAUACAGUAAUUGAGGCAAGGUUAUUUUAAGUAAUUGGACUCGUCAAUGUUUGCCUGGUGGUGGUUGAGGUAUGUAAAAAAAAAGCCAUUAGAUUUGCAUAUUUUGGGACUUGUUGGUGGACUCCUUUUGACUUUGACCUGUAAACAACCACCCUGAACACCCUAGCAAGCAACCAUUUGGCAACAGGCUAAACAUGUUCAGAAAGCAGUUCACAUUUUCUUUAAAAAAAUCUAGUCUUUAAUAUUAAUGUUUUUCAUUCUCUUUGUUCAUUCUAGGUCCUGAAGCCACUUACCGAGCAAUACAUGGAAGAAAAUGUCCGACAGACUGUUGUGAACUCUAUAAGAGCCACGCUUACAGAUCAGGUGACACAAGCUACGAAGUUGAAGACCAACUGACAGUUUGCUGUGCCUUAUCUGCCUAGUGUUUGAACAAUCACUGCUUUAAUGUUGUGUAAUUUUUUUUUGACGUUUGGUCAUGUAGACUCUAACCAAAGUUUACAGCAUAAUUUACCCUGACCAAUAUCCACACCACCAAUAUGACGCUGUUAAUGGCAAGGAACAUCAUUACAAAUGCUUAUCAAUUCAGGUUUAAGUCAGCACAUAUAAAUGCAGUUUUGGCCAUCUCUUGGUUUGAGGGAUUAUCAGGGAAGCACUACAACUGUUUAAUAAUCUGACAGGGAAUUCAAAAACUAGAUGUUAAACCCCUUAUAUAACCCCUUAUAACGGUUUAAUUCCUGCUCUCAGUGGAUGAACCGUUGCAUUUUCAAUUCAGCCUUCAACCACGUUCAGUUAUUCAGUGUGAAAAUACACCAGCUUUUUUGCUGUUUUUUUUUUUUUUUUUGGUGAGAUAUUUUUAGUGCUUUUAAGGAAUGCUGAAGUUGUAAAUCCAUCCAAGUCACUGCUCUACUGGGCCUCUUUCUGUACAGUGUCGUUUUAGACUAUCAUAGCCUCAUGCAUGUAAAUGAGUUUGAAAAUCAGCUGUAGAUCAGAGGAUGUUUUGAGAUCUGUAUGAAUGUGAUCCAUUCGCCUUUUGUUGUACUUCUCUAAGAACAGCGCCCCUUUCAUUUGGGUCUUCUGACCUAUUGGGAGUGCUCGUGAGAGGACUUGAUUUGUCAGUCUUUUAAGGUUAUGCCAUUUAACUUAUUUUUUAAACAAUUAAAAUAUUUAAAAUUGCUGUUUCUGACUCCUUCUGCAUUGUUGCCUGAAUGUCUUGCAGUACAAAUACAUUUUCAACUCACUGGUGGAACUGGAACUCAAACAGACUAGAACUGUGCACCUGAUAGCAUUUGUGCCUUGUAAAGAAAAAAAACAUUAUUUGUGUGCAUCUUGAGACCAAACAAUGGUACUGACAUAUUUUAACAUAUCAAUGCACUUUGCUUUGUUGAAACAGGUCAAACAUGCAUUUAAGCCUUGUCUGUGAAACUGGGGUUAAUGUAUUGAGAGUAACAUGUUAUAAAGUAUUAACUAUACAAACUAAGUUAUCAAAGUUUUGCUCAAAUCAGAUAUUUGCCCGUUUAUUCUGCUAAGUUUCUGGACUUUACAAGUGUUGCAACUCACCAGAGUGAUAAAAGAAGCUUUUAUGCCGCAGCUCUAACGUUACAGCCAUUCAAGCAGAACUGGUUUGGUUCAAAACCAUUUUUAUAACGUCUUUCUUUUUUUCCCAAACGCUUGGUGUUGCCAGCACCGGUCCCGUUUCUAUGGUGAUAGACAUUAAAACAUUUUAAACAAUGGGGAUUGAGUCACACAGUAGGCUUCUGUUGCAGUUCGUUUGGAUGGUGGGAAGUAAUGCAAGUAAGUACAAGAAGAAGAAGAAGAAGAAGAAGUUUUCUACUCAAAUGGACUCGAACGUCAAACGGACCAGAAGGUCUGUACACAAGUGUAAACUUGAUAACAUUCAAGAUACACAGCAGGACUUAGACAGUCCAAUUCCUGAAAAGUUAGGCAGCCAUCAGCCAGAAGCCAUCAGCAGUGAAGUGCAAUCAAAUGACAUGCUUUUUAGUGGGUGGAAGAAAGGACAAGAACUCCCAUGUGCUAAAUCACAACACGCUUCAGUGGAAACCCUUGAGAACAGGUUCCUUAAAGUGCGACAGAGUUUACUACAAAACACAAAUGGAAAUGUCAAUCAAGAUUUUAAUGAGCAGACAAUGCACAGAAUUCUAGCAGGAGCAGAUCUGCUUAAAGAAGAGGCUACAAUGAGGAUCCUCAGGUCAAAAUAUGAUUUACAGAUGGGCAGUAACUCUGAAGCUUUACACCUACCAUUCGCUUACUUGAUUAGGUCUAAUUCAACAAGAUCUGUCGAAUGCUCCUCAAACCCACCCAAAGUCAUUUUGAAGGAAAUGUCUAAGGGAAGAGAAAAAAGCAGAGCUGACAAAAACUCAUCUUUCAAGGGCAAACAUCUUGACUUCUUUGAAGUUGUGAAGGAACAACUGCAACAGAAGGAUUUGGAAAACCAACAUCUUGUCCAUUUGUUGUUGGUCAAGCAACAAGAACUGAAAGAUAUGAAAGAGAAAACAAAGCAAAAUGAGAGAGAAACCCAACUUAUUACUGAAAAGCUGAAAUGUGAGGAGCAGAAAAAUACAGAGAUCACCACCAGAUUCGAUCAUAUCUGUGAAGACUUGAAGGAGCAACUAGCUGAAGCCAAAAGUAACAACAAAACUUCAAUGAAGCAGCUUAAAGCACUGAUGGAGAAAUAUGAGCGUCUCAAAACACGUGCGGUCACAAUGAAGGACCAGCUCAACCUGGAGCUCGAUGAGAAAAAGAGCUGUCAAAAAUCAUUAAAGAAGCUUCAGCAGGUGUCUCAAGAGCUGCUCACCAAGCAAAAACUACUUGAGGAGCAAAGAGAUGUAGCGGCACGAGAUCUCGCUUUGUGUAGAGAGACCUUGCAGUUGAUGGAUGCUGAACACAAGAAGAACAUAAGCAUUAAUCAGAGGCUCGAAGAGGAGGCAUCGGCCAUGAGAAGCGAAUCUGAAAACCUCAGAGAUCAUUUGCGUAAAGCUCAGGAGAAGAAUAAAGAGCUCAUUCAGUCAACUCGCUCCAAAGAGUCUGACAAUGAGAAGAACGUUAAGGAAUUUCAGGACAUGGUUGAGAAACUGAAUGCUGAGUUGGAGAAGUGCCGAAAAGAAAGAGACAAAGCACAUCAGCAGGUGGAGACCAUGAAGUCUGAAUCCAAAUCGAUUCACAACAAGCAGAGAGUGGAGAUACUUCAACUACAGGAGCAGCAAAAUGCCUGUCUGCAGCAGUCCGAUGGUUUGAGAAGAGAGUGCGAGACCUUGAUGGAGAUGGUCAAUAAACUCAAGAGAGACAAGCAAGUCCUGACUGAGAAGCUGCAGACCAUUCAGAAAGAAAAGAUGGCAUCUCAGAUGGCAAGCUUCAGGGAGGGAGAGCGACUCAAAGAGGCCAUUGGUUUGCUUGAGCGAGAGAGGGAGGUGCUGUUAGCAGAGAUGGAAGACUUGCGCAAGGAUUACCUCGGCAUCAGCGACAGGAUCACACAGAGAAUGGGCCACAUGGAUGCAGCUGAUCCUCCCAUGACCAUUACUGACAUCACAUCAAAACGUCAAAGAAACGCACUAAAGCUCUCACCUACUGAUGAUGUGAUCCAGGAUAUAAGAAGAAAACUAGAAGAGGAGAACAAACAGCAAAAAUGAAGUCAUUUUGUCUUGUGAUGGACAUUAGCUACAUGCCCUGUAGAGUGAAUGCAGGCAUCUGUUGGUUUGUUACCAUCACAGCGAUUGUUUGCAAAAAUUAAAUAAACUUCACAAAUACUGAAUAUAAAAUAUUUAUUAUAUUUUAAAGAUAUAUAAAAAAAAAACAAGGAAUGUUUGUGUUCUACAGUAUUCUAGCAAAGUGCUUUGAAGCAGUUAGCAUGUAAACGAAUCCUAUUCAGUCAACUACUUAUGAAAUGUACAACAGUAUUUACAGAGAGGCCAAAGUAGGGGAUUCUUUUCAUUAGUGCAAAUCCCCCCUCCUCAAAAAAAAA
Molecule: messenger RNA, 4180 nt
Organism: Pimephales promelas (fathead minnow)
Lineage: Eukaryota; Metazoa; Chordata; Actinopteri; Cypriniformes; Leuciscidae
Gene: cccdc110
Product: coiled-coil domain 110 molecular ruler complex subunit
Source: RefSeq, a predicted model, not a curated record